UUCUUGACUAAUUACAAAUAAUUUUUAAAAUGACAGAAUAACUUGAAAACUAAAAGAAUAACUAAUAAUAAUAAUUCAACUAGAAAAUAUAAAGAAAAAAAAACAAUUAAGCAGAAAUGUCCAAGUUACCAAAAGCAUCACUUAGUUUGAAGCAGUUUAUGCUGCGCCAGGAAGUACUGAAGCUCUACCGGGAAAUAUUUCGAACGAUUCGUCAGGUUCCCGACAAAAACAGCCAGCUGGAGCUAAAAUCCUGGGCACGGCAUGACUUCCAGACGAAUCGCCAUCAAAGUGACGAGGUGGCCAUCAAGAUGCUCCUUCAGCACGGCAGACGCAGCCUCACAGAACUAAGGACCAGCCUCCAACUGAGCGGGGUGAGCGAGGGCAAAUAGGAUCAGUCUUGAACAUAAAUCUUAGCUUAAUUUGAUUUUAUUUUUGAGCUCGACAACCGUACGAAAAUAAAUACGAGUUAAGACU
This is a messenger RNA of Drosophila melanogaster (fruit fly), 474 nucleotides long. RefSeq lists its product as uncharacterized. NCBI's taxonomy places the organism in Eukaryota, Metazoa, Arthropoda, Insecta, Diptera, Drosophilidae. The record is from RefSeq and is marked reviewed. The transcript is spliced from 2 exons. Bases 117 to 389 code for a protein of 90 amino acids. Gene Ontology annotation, cellular component: mitochondrion.